GUGUGAUGUUUGACAUGAGCGCCUAGAAGUCUGUCUUUACAACUUAUGUUUUAUUCGACCGUUUCAGUAGGCUAGACAUUUCUCUGAAAUGGACGGGAUGGCCAGCACAAAGGACGAUGUGUCUUUGAGGAAAAGAAAAAGAGAUGAUGGUUCUGAGAUACAUAAGCAGCCUAAAACGGAUGCAAGUUCAGAGUCUUGCCUGGACGAACCCGUUGACCUGCGAAGUGUGCAACAUGAAAUCAUUAAAUACGGUCCCUCAUCUUUGUCAGUGAAACACUUCGACCCGGACACUACAGAGCCACUCAGUUCUGGACUGAAGAACCUGGAAGAGCUGCUAGCAUGGAAACUCAGCGAGGCGAGUCCCUUCAACGUGGCGUCCGUCCCACGAGCCAGCAGACAACCGGCAUACGCAAGCAAUCAGCGACGCACGCUGGUGUGUCACGACAUGAUGGGAGGCUACCUGGAGGACAGGUUCAUUCAAGGUACGGAAGUGGAGGCGCCGUAUGCCUUCUAUCACUGGAGCCUCAUUGACAUCUUCAACUACUUCACCCAUCAAAUGGUGACCAUACCCCCGGCCUGCUGGACCAACGCGGCACACAAGCAUGGAGUCCUCUCUCUCGGGACCUUCAUCACUGAGUGGACUGAUGGCGCUGAGAUGUGUGAGAAAUUUCUGGCGAAUGAGGAGGCAUAUCGGGCAGUGGCUGACAAACUUGUCCAGAUCUCACACUACCAUGGCUUUGACGGCUGGCUUGUCAACAUAGAAAAUGGUCUAAGUGCAACAGCAGUGAAGAACAUGUCUCUGUUCUUGCGGUACCUCACGGACCAGAUGCAUGAGCGAGUCCCUGGCAGUGUGGUGAUCUGGUAUGACAGCGUGCUAAAGGAUGGCUCGCUCAAGUGGCAGAACGAGCUCAACGAUGACAACAGAGUGUUUUUUGAGGCUUGUGACGGCUUUUUCACAAACUACAACUGGACGGAGCAGAGUCUGGAGCACAUGAAUACCCUGUCUGCUGCUCAGAAUCGUCAGGUUGACAUAUUUGUCGGGGUGGACGUGUUUGCGCGAGGCGACGUGGUGGGAGGCAAGUUUGAGACCAAUAAGGCCCUGAGUCUUCUUCGCAAACAUGGCUUCUCUACCGCCAUUUUCGCUCCUGGAUGGGUCUACGAAUGUCAUGAGAAAGCAGAGUUCCGCCAAAACCAGGACAAGUUCUGGGGAUUACUCACUGAUCUGCUGUACUUCCACCGUCCCACCGCCCUUCUCCCCUUCGUCUCCACCUUCUGUCAGGGCUUCGGCAAGAGCUUCUACAGGAAUGGACAGCUAGAGUCCCAGAAGAACUGGUUCAAUCUGAGCGCCCAGGAGCUGCAGCCCUUCUACUACAAGGAGCAGGUGGAGGGCGACGGCUGGGUGAGGACCCGAAGCUGCCCUGAAGAAGCCUGGAACGGAGGCAGCUCGCUUCUCAUAGAGGGCAUCAUUCCCGAAGGCCUGUCUAAAAUCUGUGCAAGGAUAUUCUCUCUGCACGUGCCUCUGGCCACCAGGACGUUUGUGUCCUUUGUGUACCGGCCGUCUGCUGGUGUGUCCGUCUCCUUGGAGCUGAAGAUGGCAGAUGCCGCACUCUGCUCACACACUAACACCGAGGACAUAUCGACCAGUAGCAUGGUACCUGAUGCUCUGCCUGAGGACCAUGACCUGGUGAAGCAGUUUAUUCAGAGCUGUGGGGUGUGGAGGCCUGAUGGGUGGACUAAACGGUGCUUCCAGUUAGAACUGAGUGGCUGUGCGUUACGGGACAUCUGUGUGAACAUCACACGUGACGGGCCUCCGAAGGACAAAACCUUUUCCUGCAGAGUGGGAGAGAUUAUGGUGCUGGACGCGGAGAGUCUCCUGGUGUCCCCGCCCUCUAUGCAGAACAUCUGCAUCUCCGACGUCGUGUGGCAGCGCGGCGUGAGCGACCCCGGCAGCGACUCCUCCACCGUCAUCGUCAAACACGACACGAAGGUCCACCUCAACGCCACCCUGCAGUGGAACUACCCGAGCCAGCUGGUGCGCUGCUUCCGCGUCCACUGGCGCCGGCUGCGUGGGCCGGACCCCCGGGUGCAGUCCGGCCCCCUGGUGGCGGUGGGCCGCUCCUACUCGGGCCUGUACCGCGUGGUGGACCUGGUGGUGCCGGAAGCCCCCGCGCUCAUCGAGCUGGUGGUGGAGCCCGUGACCCGGGAGGGUUUCAGCGUCCCAGAGUCCCACUGGGGGAGACGUGCGCUCAGCUACACCGAGGGACAUGCAUAGACACACACACACUCUCUUUCUUUUUAAAAUACACGCUCUCUCUUCCUCACAGAUGUACUGUAUACACACACCCACAGACACAUACACACACACAAACACCACGUUUUAAUUCUUAUCUUCCUUGCAUACAAAGGCCUUAUCUUGCUUUUUAUGUAUCAUCAUUGCACUCACACAUCUACACACCUUUUCUUACUCAUACUUACUUACAUAUAUACUGACAUAUACACAAACAGUCACAGUAACAUGGACACACAUUGAGACGGACACAGAAAUACUUAAAAUAUGGUAGAUCCUUGAAUACAUACUUUUCACACACGCAUACUGUUCUUCCGUCCAAAAUUUCUUUCCUCUCUGGACGAUAUUAGUUUGCUUCACUGGCGUCAUGUUUGCAUUACUGUAGUGAACUCUACAGUGGUGUGAUUUCAUCUGAUUUCAAACUCGAGUCUUAUAGGGCUACACCAGCCAGGUACGGGUGUUCCGUUCGCGUCGUGUCUGUUGAAACAAUUAGCUUCCACUAUAAUCAAUGGAAGCUGCUAUACCAGACGUGACAGCAGCGCGUAUAUUUUGAAAAAAUGUACCAGUCCUCAGAAAAAAAAUAAAAUAAAUGAUGCGUUGCGAACGGAACGCUUCAGUUACAUGCCUGGUGUAGCUCUGCUGUUAAGCUCACUGUAGACUCCCAGCAUAGCCUGGGUCCAUUGGAUUUCAGUCAAACAUGUUUCAUUACUGUUGGUUACUUGAGUUUACACAGACAUGUUGAUGUCAUGGCUGAUGGGUGCUUUUACUCUAAUCAUGAGACGCAAAGGGUUAUUGUGAUUAAUAAUGCUUUUGAUAUUUACCUUAAUGUAAUAUGCAAUGUGUGAAUACAGACACACACACUUAAUCCAUCCUGAAGCCCUCUAAUAUGAAGAAACCCAGGGUAUACUGUAAUGAUAGAUGCACUAUAAGGAAUGCCCUUGUUUUGGCCUUUCCUUUUGUGCAAGUUUUUUUUUCUUUUCUUUUAUUUUUUAAACUUGCCUUUUACUGUUGAGACCGGUUUAACUUUUUUUUUUUAGCAAUGCUAUGUACCGUGUGUGGAGCAAUCCCACCACUGACUUUGAUAUGUUAACCUAGCUCUUCCUGCCCAGUUCACCCAGCUCAGUUUUUGUUGUAAUUAGCCAACCCAAAGAGGAUUUGGAGUUUGGUUAUACCAGGAUAGUGAUAUCUGCUUGAAGAGAAAUGUCUGCGGUUUUUAAACAAUAAACAUAAUGCACUUCAUAUCCUGUGCCUGAGGCCAACAUCAAUGCAGAAAUGUUUUGCUACACUAGUCAUGUUGUGCCACUGGGGCCAUUUAUUUAGCCAUUACUGACCAGGAUUGAUUGCCUUAAUCAACAACCCCAAUCAAUCGUAAUGGA
This is a messenger RNA of Sardina pilchardus (European sardine), 3663 nucleotides long. It is a transcript of the gene engase, whose product is annotated as endo-beta-N-acetylglucosaminidase. Gene Ontology annotation, cellular component: cytoplasm. Gene Ontology annotation, molecular function: mannosyl-glycoprotein endo-beta-N-acetylglucosaminidase activity. The transcript is spliced from 14 exons. The record is from RefSeq and is a predicted model, not a curated record. The coding region runs from base 89 to 2272 and encodes 727 amino acids. Lineage: Eukaryota; Metazoa; Chordata; Actinopteri; Clupeiformes; Clupeidae. Gene Ontology annotation, biological process: protein deglycosylation.